Messenger RNA from Aspergillus novofumigatus IBT 16806, 1002 nucleotides. RefSeq lists its product as uncharacterized. The transcript has a single exon. NCBI's taxonomy places the organism in Eukaryota, Fungi, Ascomycota, Eurotiomycetes, Eurotiales, Aspergillaceae. The record is from RefSeq and is a predicted model, not a curated record. Bases 1 to 1002 code for a protein of 333 amino acids.
AUGAACUUUAGGUCUCUCGCUAUCCUGGCUUUCUGCAGUCAAGUAUGCUUCGCCCGCUCCUCCCCUUGCCUCGUACCAACAACCAACCACACACUCGCUUCAACCUCAAUAAUCUUCCAACUCGACAAAAACAACACUUGGUUUGAGAACAUCUUUGUCCGACCAAACGGAAACCUCUUAGCUACACGCUUAGACCUUCCGGAGUUAUGGUCCAUCACCCGAGGUCCCAACAACACCGCAGGAUCCGGUAGCCUCCUCUACACCUUCCCUAACGCUACCAGCCUCCUUGGCAUAGCACCCAUAGACCACGACACCUACGCGGUCGUAGCCGGCAACGUCUCAAUGUCCACAUUCACUGCCACCCCAGCCUCCUUCGCGAUCUGGACCAUCGACGUCACAGAUCCUGACCAUCCUAUUGCCCGCCCCCUCGUUCGCAUGCCCGAAGCAUCUUUCUUAGACGGCAUAACCCGCGUCAACGAAGACAUCUACCUCAUCACCGACGCUGUAAAAGGAGAAAUCUGGCGUCUGAACAUAACGAGCGGAGAGUACUCGGCUGGCCUGUCGAAGAGCGUGAUGUUGCCUGCAUCCUCAUCCAGCACCAGGAUCGGGGUUAAUGGGGUAAAAGUCCGGGACGGCUACGUGUAUUUUACUAGUACCUCAAAGGGGAUUUUUGGACGGAUACCCGUUAACAAGGACAUGGUGCAAACGAGUCAUAUGGAGAUAAUCACCAGCGGGCUCACGCUUGAUGACUUCUACUUGGCGCAGGAUGGAAGGGCGUACUUAGCUACAAACAGUGAGAAUAGGCUGUUUGAGGUGUUGCCUGAUGGGAAGGUCCGUCUUGUUGCUGGCGGGUUGAAUGAGUUGACGGUGGCGGGCUUGACAGCUGUUACGAGGAGCCAAGAUGGAAGGACCCUGUACGUUACUACAAAUGGGGGAAUGUCUUCGCCAGUUUCUUGUACGAUGGUCGAGCCGGCGAAGAUCGUGGCUGUGAAACUAUGGUAG